AUGACUGACACCGAGCGCCGAUCGGAAUCGCAACGGCUACUUUCCAUCGCCGCGAAGCUUCUCGAAACGCGAGAUCUCACCGGCGCAAAAGACUUUGCCACGUCAGCACAAGACUCCGAUCCGUUACUCGACGGCUCCGACCAGAUCUUGGCAAUCUCCGACGUCCUCAUCGCCGCCGACAAGAAAGUCAACGGUAAUCACGACUGGUACGCGAUUCUUCAGCUUAAUAGUCGCUGUGAUGACCUAGUUUUGCUUAAGAAACAGUAUCGAAAGCUCGCUAUUUUGUUGCAUCCUGAUAAGAACAGGUUUGCGCAUUGUCAUGAUGCGUUUCGGUUGGUUUCGGAUGCGUGGGAUGUUGUUUCGGACUCGUCGAAGAAGGCGGGGUAUGAUAAGGCGGUGUUUGGGGAUGUUGCGAUAAAAUCGAAUAAUAAGAGGAAGAGGUUUGGGAAUGGGAAUGGGAAUGUGAAUGUGGAUGUGGAGAAGAGUGGUGUGAAUUUUUGGACCGCGUGUCCGUAUUGUUAUAAUUUGCAUAUGUAUCCUAGGGUUUAUGUUGAUUGUUGUUUGAAAUGUAGUACUUGUGGGAGAGCAAUUCAGGCGGUGGAGGUUUCGAGUAUGCCUUCGAUUGUGAAGGGGAAAGAUGGUUUUAAUUGCGUUUGGGGGUGUUUUCCGAUGGGGUAUGCGGGAGGGAAUGGUGGAAAGGGGGGUGGAGGGAUGGAGUUUCCUAAUUGGAUGCCUAAGAUGUUUCCGAAUGUGAGUGGUGGCGGAGGGUUUGGGGAUUUGAACAUUCCGGUGGUGGGAAAGGGUGGGAAUGUGAAUAUGAGUGGUGGAGGGGUAGGGUUUGGGAAUUUGGAAGUUCCGAAGGUGGGAAGGGGUAGAAAGGUGAAUGUGAGUGGUCGUGUGGGGGCAGAGUCUGGGAAGCUGAAUGUUUCGGAGGUGGGAAAGGAUAAGAGUAUGACUCGAGCUCCAGUUAAUGAUGUGACAGCGGUUCAAAAAUUGGGAACUCGAAAGAGGGGAAGGCCUAGGAAAGAGGAUAAGAGUGUGAAUGUGGCUCCGGUUAAUGACAGUGCAGAGGGAGUGGUUCGAACAUCUUAUGUUCCUGAAGAUGAGUAUGUGACUCGAGCUCCAGUUUAUGAUGUCACAGCGGUUCAAAAUUUGGGAACUAGAAAGAGGGGAAGGCCUAGGAAAAAUCCGAAGUGA
Messenger RNA from Daucus carota subsp. sativus, 1197 nucleotides. RefSeq lists its product as uncharacterized. The record is from RefSeq and is a predicted model, not a curated record. Bases 1 to 1197 code for a protein of 398 amino acids. Lineage: Eukaryota; Viridiplantae; Streptophyta; Magnoliopsida; Apiales; Apiaceae. The transcript has a single exon.